AUGAUGGUGCCGCGACCGAUACCCCCCACUGCUAGACCGUUACCACUCCCCUCUGAUCCUCUACUGUGCUCCCUCUGCUCCGCUCCCUGGUGCUCUGGCUUGCUUGUCAGUCUGUUCUCUUCUCCUCGCGGGCUCUCCUUGCAUCUCCCCAGCAGCCUCGCCCAGCCCUCCCUAGCCGCAUCGGGAUUCGCUCCGCAGCCAAACCUUUACGCCCCUACCUCUUCAUUGUCGACUGCUGGCUGCCUACACCGCAGCAGUCACCACCGCGCACUACCACUCUUUACUGUCCACCUCUACCAGCUUACCUUCACUCCUCCCUCGUUGCCCGUCUGUUUUCGCUCGCUGUGCGUGCGUGGGUCCGCGAAACGCGUUGUCGCCUAUCCAUCAGUAGGCGCCAGCACUACUCCUUUGGGCGAAUCUCAUUCCAUCUGGAAGAAGCCAAAAGUCUUUAAUCUCAAACGCUCCCCGUCGAAUCAGACAUCGCCAGAAUUCGAGCCCGCCAUCUUUCGCGCCCGCUCCAAACCCAGGACCACUUUCCCGGCCCCUUCUACGCUUUUUGGUUCAUCUUCCCUCGUCGACGCCAGGUAUUCUAGCCCCGCGGUCAAGCCAAAACACGUUCCCAUCGUCAUUCCAGAUUAUGCCCCGGUCGUGAAUCCUCAUCUCUCUUGUACAUCUAGCGGACUUGCCUCGUUGAGAUCUUCGACUGUUGUUUCCAGUGGACGUCCAAGCUUUUCUCUUCUCCCAUCACCUGACCAGAAAUCCAUCGGUGAUUCCUCGAGCGUUAAAUCCAGGCAUGUGGAGAUAGUGAUACCAGACUGGGCCAUACCGAUCAAAAAAUCACCUUGUUUGCUUCCAUCGCCAUCAUUUGAUACCCCAAUAUCGACCACUUGUGCAUUGCCCGCUGCGGAAUCGAGUCCGGCCAGUAUGGCUCGGCAGACGCCAAACACGAGCCGGACAAACACCAUUGAUUCGCAAACCUCAGCUCCAUCUCCAUCGCAAUUAUACCCAGAUACCUUCCGAAACGGAGGCGCUAAUUACACCUCGAGUGUCAACGGUAGCCAAACCAGUCUUCACGACCAAGAUGGCGAACGUCCGCCUGCGUUGUCAGCAAGAACACCAAAUCUUGGCAUAUCACCCGCUUUGAUGCAAACGGCCGGUCUAGGAACCCCAUCCAAUUCCAACUCCACUUCAGGACUAUCAGGUCUUGUCUGCAAUGUGCACAGGACGACAGGUCGCGAGCCUCAUCCUUUGGUGGGAGCGACCACUACAAUUCUAGGUGACAAACUCUAUGUGUUUGGUGGUCGUCGGCUAUCAAGGACAAGACCCCAGCUCACCUCGGAUUUGUUCGAGCUGGAUCUUAUCAAAAGACAUUGGACCAAAGUAGACGCGAAAGGCGAUAUCCCUCCCCCGCGGUAUUUCCACAGUGUAUGCGCACUUGGGGACACAAAACUCGUCUGUUAUGGUGGCAUGUCGCCGGCCAUGUCCAAUGCGUCUCAGCAGCCCAACCAAGCUGCCAACGUCAUGCAAGGAAAUCCAGCAGAUGGUCAGCCAGAAGUGAUUGUCAUGUCCGAUAUCCACAUAUACGACACGCUUACGAAAUCUUGGAUGAAUAUCACCACCAACGAUGCCCCCCAAGGGCGAUACGCUCACUGCGCGACUAUACUGCCCUCCUGCGCUUCUUUUUCCUCGGAAACAUCCACGUUGGCAGCUAUUCGUCACAAUCCCUCAUCGAGUACCCCCAACCAAGGAUCUAUUGGAGUGCAAUUGGAGGGGGAAGGUGGUGCAGAGAUGGUAGUUGUUGGCGGCCAAGAUAGUGCAAAUCACUACAUUGAACAGAUCAGUGUCUUCAAUCUUCGGAGCUUGAAAUGGACAGCAACCAAUAUGCUCGGAAGGAGCUGCGGCGCCUAUCGAAGUGUGGUAGCACCUUUGACCAGCAUGGAUCCUAACAAGAUUGGCACAAGUACACGGAAAAAGGGUGAACCAGAAAGUCCAGAAGAACAAGAUGCUUCAUCCAGGAGCCCGGGCGCUUCCAUGUUGAUAUACUCCAACUACAACUUUCUUGAUGUUAGGCUCGAACUGCAGGUGCGACAUCCGGAUGGCACCUUAUCCGAGAAGGCGAUGCAAGGGAAUUUUUCGCCGCCAGGUCUACGAUUCCCGAACGGAGGCGUUAUCAACAACCACUUCGUCGUCAGUGGUACCUUCCUGACAUCUUCAAAGCAAGAAUACGCACUGUGGGCACUUGACUUGCGGACAUUAAGCUGGGGUCGCAUCGAAGCUGGACACAAUAUCUUUAGCCAAGGCAGCUGGAAUCGGGGCGUUCUUUGGAGCAGGAGGAACAGUUUUGUUGUUUUGGGCAAUCGCAAGAGGAGCCUCGUGGAGGACUAUAACCACCGACGAAUCAACUUUACAAACAUAUGUAUCGUUGAACUGGAAGCUUUUGGCUUAUACGAUAACCCUCGUAAAGUUUCACCUUACUCGGGCUUCACUUCAGGAAGUGCGCCUAGACAGGCUGAUGGUGUCGACAUCAACGCAGGCGGGAGGUUGCUUUCUCCAGCGGCCGCCGAGCUAGGCCAAAUAGCAUUAGGUAUGCGUGAACUCGCGGACAUGGACUUUCUUGCUGUACACGGCGAACGUAUUCCGGUGAAUUCACAUCUUGUAGCCCGUCGAUGGGGCCCGUUCUUCAACCAGCUCCUUCGUGAGAGCUCCACGUCGGCCGAGAUGGCGGACACGGCCACGCUUCGCCCCACGACUGGAAUGAUGCAUCCUUCCCGCAACUCAAGUAUUACCAUCACACCUUCUAUCAGAACUGGCUACUCAACAGCUACGACGCUCACGAAUAACACAUCAACCCCAUCGGAAGCCUCAACGGCCACUGCUUCCUCCGCUACACACCCCCCCGAUCCCGUCACGCAACCACCCGCCGCAAGGUCCCGUACGCUAUACCUGCCACACACCCAUUUGACCCUGCAGGCUCUCAUACAUUACUUGUAUACUUCAUCUCUACCCCCGCAUACUUCACCACUUUGUACUCCACAGAUCCUGUGCUCUUUACUCCAGCUUGCUCGGCCGUACCACAUCGACGGUCUGCUUGAAGCCGUUAUCGAGCGUUUGCACAUUCUUCUCGAUAAUCGCAAUACUGCUGCUAUUUUCAAUGCAGCUGCCAUGGCGGCAGGCGGUGGUACUGGAGUGUCUUUCCUUGGCAUGAAUGGCACGACAAACGGCACAACCAACGGCUUUUUGGAUCCUUCCAACUCAACGAACGGUGGCUCAGAACGCUCGCUCGACCCAGCUCUACGCGCCCUCCGCCUCGACUCGGACUUCGAAGCGAAUCGUGAUGAUGACGUAAGAUCUGCAACUUCGGGGACCUCGUCAUCUCUCUCUGACAUGGGUGAUGGAAGCGGGGUCGGUAGCGAAAGAGAGAUCUGGAAUGGUGAGAUUAGUGCGGUGGUAGGCCUACAAAAGAGAGGAUUGCGAGGGUUGAUGGAAGGUCGACGAAUCAGGGAGAUGGGGAGAGGGAACAGUAGAAGCAGGGAGGAGGCAGGCCCCUCGAAUGGGGAUGGCGUUGGACUGGGCUUAAUGAACGGAUGA
Periconia digitata is the source of this 3588-nucleotide messenger RNA. Lineage: Eukaryota; Fungi; Ascomycota; Dothideomycetes; Pleosporales; Periconiaceae. The record is from the annotation of a GenBank genome assembly.